This is a messenger RNA of Nelumbo nucifera (sacred lotus), 1836 nucleotides long. Its product is annotated as heat stress transcription factor C-1b-like. The record is from RefSeq and is a predicted model, not a curated record. Gene Ontology annotation, molecular function: DNA-binding transcription factor activity; RNA polymerase II cis-regulatory region sequence-specific DNA binding. Gene Ontology annotation, biological process: cellular response to heat; regulation of transcription by RNA polymerase II. Lineage: Eukaryota; Viridiplantae; Streptophyta; Magnoliopsida; Proteales; Nelumbonaceae. Gene Ontology annotation, cellular component: nucleus.
CAUAGUCGAACACUCUUAUUUUCUGUUGAUGGGACAUUAUGUUGUAAUAAUAUCGACACGUGUUACAAGGAAACGACAGUAGACGGGAAUUCUUGUCGCCUGUUGACACCCAAAAAUUUCCCUCUCCCUGUGCCCGUAACACCACUCCAAACUCCAACACCAAUGAAAGCUAAUCCUCUACACGUGACCCAAUCCAAUCUGCCAUUUCUCCCUCUGUAACUGCAUUCCUUGGCUUCCCCUUUGUGCCAAAGCUCCGAGCCUUAACGCAAAAGAAAAGCCACCCCCAUCAAAACAAAAACAAAUCGGAUUCCAAUUUCCAAGCCACCGAAUCUGUUUACUUCUUACCCUCAGAUUUUACAGCUACUCACUCACCUCCCCUCCUUUGUUGAUUGUUCAUCAUCAACAAAAAAUAUCUAACGUUCAGAUGAUGGCGAUGGUUAAAGAGCAUUCCCAUGUGACCCAUCUCGUCACCAUGAAAAUAUCCUGAUCGUGCCACGUUUGCUGCCUCUUCCACAUCUAUGUAUAUAUAUGGUGCACCUCAACAUGGAAUUGACGAUUUGUCGCUCUUAUUUCUCAAGGAGAAAACACAAAAACAUCAUAUCAUAUUUGUUUGAGGCUGAGACUUUUGAGAGAGAGAGAUACAGAAUAGAGAAAUACUACAACAGUGCAACAGAGAUCCAGAGAGCUUAUGUUCAUGGAAGGUAGUAAUCUAGUGGCGCCGUUCGUGUUGAAGACGUAUCAGAUGGUGAACGAUCCGUCGACGGAUUCGUUUAUCGCUUGGGGAAAGGCCAACAACAGCUUCAUCGUUAUCGACCCGAUUGAUUUCUCGCAGAGGAUCCUACCAGCAUACUUUAAGCACAACAACUUCUCAAGCUUUGUUCGUCAGCUCAAUACCUACGGGUUCAGGAAGGUAGACCCAGAUAGAUGGGAAUUCGCAAAUGAGUCGUUCCUUCGGGGGCAGAAGCAGCUGCUGAGGAACAUCGUCAGGAGGAAGAAUAGCCGGAAUAAUUCGUACCAGCUGCACCCGAAGCAAGAGCAGGAGGAGGAGGAGGAAGAGGAGGAGGAGAUACUGAUGGAGAUCGUGCGGUUGAAACAGGAGCAAAAGGCCCUAGACAAGGAGCUGGAAGGGAUGAACAAGCGUUUACAGGCGACGGAGAGGAGGCCACAGCAAAUGAUGGCUUUUCUUUUCAAAGUGGUGGAGGACCCAGAACUUAUUAGUCGAAUAAUGCUCGAAAAUAGUACUAUGCCCAAGCUUGUUUCUGAGAAGAAGAGACGUUUCAUCACCUCAUCAUCACCCUCAUCUCCCUCCUCCUCCUCCUCCGGAGGGCCCAAUUCACCACUACCACCGCCACCGCCACCACCACCCCCGUCGAUGACGAAGGAGGUCGGAAAAGGUACAGUAGUUAGACCAGUUCCAUUACCAGCUAUGGGCCUUGUCCAAAAUACGUAUAACCCAUCGUCUUCAUCGUCGAAUACAUGGUCAUGGAUGAACCAAAGAGUACCAUUUCUUGGUCAGACGUCUCUAAUUACACCAGACCCUUUCACUCCCUUCACUACUACCUCUGCUUCCGGCUCUGCAACUGCCAUGAAUUCAUAUCUGGCGGAUCCUUAUCCUGUUUACAGUAAUCAACCGCACUUCUUGCCGGAUUUGGGGGGCAGCGUACAGAAAACACCGCCUUACCCUUUCUCCCUCUUAGGUGGUGGCUUUUAGAGGCUUCGGAAGGUCACGAUGACAGUGGAUUCUCUCUCCCUUCUAUGUACUUGUUUUUCAUUUUUGCUUGUAGAUUAAAUCACUUUAAGUAAAAGAGAUGAUUGAAUUACUUCUUUUUUUUUUUC